Messenger RNA from Panicum hallii, 952 nucleotides. RefSeq lists its product as uncharacterized. Bases 1 to 888 code for a protein of 295 amino acids. The transcript is spliced from 6 exons. NCBI's taxonomy places the organism in Eukaryota, Viridiplantae, Streptophyta, Magnoliopsida, Poales, Poaceae. The record is from RefSeq and is a predicted model, not a curated record. Gene Ontology annotation, molecular function: protein binding.
AUGGGCAACUCAUGCGCCAAAGGUUCUGAGCAUAAAACCUUCAAGCGGACCAUUGACGGCUUCUCCUCCCUUCUUGACAAGGGUGCAGGAUGGACAGACUCCAGCGUGUUUGAGUUCAUGGGCGUGAACUGGUGCCUAAAGCUGAACCCAAAGGACAGAAAGAGAAAUGAUAAGGAGCAUGUCUCUCUCAAGCUUAAGCUGACGCGAACUUCAGUGAAACCUGACACUGUCAUAGAGGCAUCUUUCAAGUUCUUGAUAUAUGAUCAGUCCUUUGGAAAGCACAGGGAGCAUCUAGGUAACUACAGCUUCCAGGCUGCAAGCACAACUUCUGGCACCUCAUGCAUGAUACCCCUGAAGAAACUGAAGACCUCUGGAUUUCUUGUCAACAACAGCUGCACCUUUGGUAUCGAGUUCAUCAAAGUCGCCACUGUCAAAACCAGUGCGCCGUUAGAAACACUCUUUGCCACGAAGAUGAACGUUUUCAACGAGGCCAAAGUUUACAAUUGGGAAAUUCAGGACUACUUUGCACUGAAGAACCCGAGCUACUCACCGGAGUUUGAAGUCGGUGGAUACAGAUGGUGUUUAUCAGUGUGUCCAACUAGUGACGGAAACCACCUGUCGUUAUAUCUUAAGAUGAAGCGGCCAAAUGAUCUCCCAAAAGACUCUGGGAACCUGGUCGAAUUUACCUUAUCCAUCAAGGACCUGGAAAAUGGCAAGGACAAGAGAUCAACAGGACGGUACCAGUUUUCAAACAACGUUACUUACUGGGGAUGUAGGAAGUUCAUCUCUCUAGAGGAUUUCAAGGACGCGUCAAAAAGCUAUCUCAUCAAAGGCAAGUGUUGCGUUGAGGCUAAAGUCGCAGUCGCUGGCCCCUCCAAGACAGAGUAGUAGUUUCAGAAAUCUGUGAGAGCUGAUGAGAUUAUUCUAACUAGCACCAGCUAUAUGAAGUGUU